CCGGGGUUAAUAGCGCUUGAGGAAGAAGACGAGAGAAAAACGCGUCAGCGCCAUUCGUUAAAUGAUAUUUUCGCUACUGAGGAAGGGUACGCGUCCGAAGCUGGCACCAAGAGAUCAAAGAAAUUUGACAUUCAACGGCGGCUAAAAAAUAUGAUCCUUCGAGAUGAUCAAACAGUCGAGGAAAUGCCCACUUCAAAUUCUGAUCCACCUUCUCCAAAAGAAGCUGCACCGAUUCCCGUCUCUCAACCUUCCGGAUCUAAAGAAUUGAAAGCUCCAUCAAGCUCGACACAAUUAAUAUCAUCGUCACCCCCAGUACUUAUUAGACGCCAAACUCAAAAAACGCUUAACAUCUCCACAAUAAAAAAAGAACCCCGAAUUCCCACCGAAUGUAAAUGCUCGGUUAAUAAAGAGCACUACGAGAACUUGAUUCUUGAUUCGGUGUUUGAUGGAAGCGUCGAAAAGAUUUUCAAUUUUAUGUAUACGUGUGAAUUUUUUAAGGAUUUCCUGGUGAACGUUGAAAAGGCUACCGAUGUCAACAUCAGCGAAUGGAAAUUAGACAAUUCCAAAAAAUUAAAUCGUUCCUCAUCCUAUAUGAAGAAACUGAACUUUCCAAUAGGACCAAAAAGCACCAAAUGCAUAUUUGAAGAAGAAUGCCUUCACCGUGACUUUGACAGUUAUGUCACAAUAAUGGCAACUACACAAACCCCUGACGUGCCAUCGGGCAACGCGUUCUGUAUUAAAACACGCGUGUGCCUCAUGUGGGCUGGUGAGAACAAAGCUCGUGUUGUGAUCACUGCUGCAGUAGAAUGGUCAAAAUCUAGUCUUUUAAAAAGCAAAAUUGAAAAAGCCGCGAUUGACGGUCAAAAAGAGUUUUAUUCGUCGCUAGCAAACACAACGCGCACCUACAUUGCUGCACAUCCUGCAGAAUUUCGGGAAGACGAUACAUCAGUAUUACCGAGGCUUGAACACUUAUCGGAAGGAACCGAUAAUGAUUUGCUUAACAAGGAUGCGAUACGCGAGGAGCGUAUGUCAAACACCAACAUUCGAAACUUUCCUUCACAAAACAGAUAUUCAGAAAGUAAAACGUCUGGGUCCUCUUCGUCAUCAUCCUCUAUCACGUCAGAUAACAAUAAGCGAUCUAUGUUAACAGCAAUCAGUGAUAACACCUGUGCAUACAUCCCAGACGUUUCAGAAAUUUUGUUUAACACGAUACAACGGAUACUCGAGGUAUACGACAAUAUGCCAUCAUUGCCAUCACUACCUUCACAGAAUACAAUGAUCUUCAUUGGAUUCGUGUUCAUGAUUAUUUUAAACAUACAUAUGCUACUACGCUUGAAUGAGAUUUCUAACAAGAUGGACAUGUUGCGGAAUCACAAUGAGGUCAUGUAUCGCCUUGACGAAAAUAACUUGUAUGGAAUACGACACCGAGCAUGGUAUUACUAUUUUGGGAUGUUUGAUGAACGAACCAUGUGUGCUCCUAAAUGA
Molecule: messenger RNA, 1485 nt
Organism: Ambispora leptoticha
Lineage: Eukaryota; Fungi; Glomeromycota; Glomeromycetes; Archaeosporales; Ambisporaceae
Source: the annotation of a GenBank genome assembly